This is a messenger RNA of Nycticebus coucang (slow loris), 786 nucleotides long. It is a transcript of the gene STMP1, whose product is annotated as short transmembrane mitochondrial protein 1. NCBI's taxonomy places the organism in Eukaryota, Metazoa, Chordata, Mammalia, Primates, Lorisidae. The record is from RefSeq and is a predicted model, not a curated record. The coding region runs from base 1 to 399 and encodes 132 amino acids. The transcript is spliced from 4 exons.
AUGCGCAUCAGAACCAUCGGCGAGUGGACUCAGGCUGUGAGCCAGGUGCGUUCCGCCAUUGGGGCCGCCGCGAACUGCUUCCGGGUGCGGCAGGGGCGGGCCGUGACCCGGAAGUCAAUGGCGGGGUCCGCCCCUCGAGCGGCCAGGCUAGGACCGGCCUGCGGAGUUGCAGCCCUCCUUAGCACCCUUUCCGUCGACAUCAUGCUCCAGUUCCUGCUUGGAUUUACUUUCGGCAACUUGGUUGGAAUGUAUCUGGCUCAGAACUAUGACAUGCCUAACGUGGCUAAAAAACUUGAAGAAAUUAAAAAGGACUUGGAUGCCAGGAAGAAACCCCCUAGUGUUUUGCUUCAGAAGGCUUGUUGGGCAGCUUCACUGAGAAUGCCAUUUCCGAAGACCUAGAACAUUCAGAAUCAACAAACUGGAAGAAUUAGAGUACUUUUUUUUUCGGACAGUGAUGACACUGAUUCUUUUCUAUCUGUGAUAAAAUAAAGUGAUUCGGCAACUCUUUGAAACAUAGAUAUCUGAUACAUGGAGAUAAGUUUUAUCCCUGUCAAAGUUGUCCUUGUGUGUGAGAAGAUUAGAAUCAAAUCAUGGUUUGACUUCCCCCCAGCAUUGUGGUCAUGGGCAGCCGAUUUAUUCUUUCUGAAACUCUUGCAUUAUCUGUAAGAUGUGGACAUAAUACCUACCUCAUAAGGUUUUUGUAGACAUAACUGAAAUAAUGUAUGUGAUGUGUUACCCAGUGCUUUACAAAUUAUCCAAUAAAUAGUAGAUUUUGGCUCAAACAUG